AUGGUAGAAUCGGUCUUAUGCUAUGGGAGUGAGCUAUGGGCCCUAAGAGAAGAAGAUAAACGGAGAAUAUUGGCUGUAGAGAUGGAUUACUUACGUAGAAGCGCUAGAGUGUCCAGAUUACAAAGAGUGAGAAACGAGGAAAUCAGAAACAGAACAUCGGCACAAGAAACAGUAAUAAUUCGACGAAUAGAGAAAAGAAGUUUGAGAUGGUUUGGUCAUCUAAUGAGGAUGGAGGACACAAGAUGGCCAAAACGUGUAUUCAAAUGGUCACCCACUGGAGGAAACAAAAGGGGACGCCCGCGUCGGUCCUGGAACGAUGGUAUACGACAGGCGAUGAGAGAUCGGAAUAUCGAAGAAGAUCUCGUGUACGACAGAGAUGGCUGGCGAUUGAGAUUGGGAAGACAACAUUUAGCUGUAUAA
Sitophilus oryzae (rice weevil) is the source of this 420-nucleotide messenger RNA. RefSeq lists its product as uncharacterized. The coding region runs from base 1 to 420 and encodes 139 amino acids. The transcript has a single exon. The record is from RefSeq and is a predicted model, not a curated record. NCBI's taxonomy places the organism in Eukaryota, Metazoa, Arthropoda, Insecta, Coleoptera, Curculionidae.